UAGUCCUGGUCCCAAAGGAAGUCCUGGUCCGAAAGAUAUUACAAAACAGUGUUGACUCAUUGGUAGCCCAACAAACUGUCUAUCAAACACUGGUACUCUCGCCUGUUAAAACAAUGGUAAGUAACCACAUUUCAAUGUAAAGCGCGAACUACAUUAUCUGCAGGGCUGCAUGUAUUGUCUUUUUUUGUGACCGAAUGUUUCAGGAGCCAACGCGUCUGAACCCAGGUCCCUACCCCCUGCUGAUAGUAGCCACAAUGACUGCACUCAUUCAGGAUCUGAGCACAGCAGGAGGGGUCGACGCGUGGAUGUACCACCACAGCACCGACCCGCCUCGUAACUGGAGCUCGGCCCGAACCUGGUGCCAGCAGCGAUACACGGACAUGGUGGCCAUCCAGAACCAGGGGGAGAUCGCCUACCUCAACCAGAUGCUGCCCCGCAACCCCAGCUACUACUGGAUCGGCAUCCGCAAGGUGGCGGGGUUCUGGACCUGGGUGGGCACCAAUAGGAGCCUGACACCAGAGGCUCAGAACUGGGCGGUUGGGGAGCCGAACCACCCGUUGGAGGACUGUGUUGAGAUGUACGUCAAGAGGGAAAAGGACACGGCAAAGUGGAACGACGAGCGGUGCAGUAAGACGAAAGGAACCCUCUGCUAUACAGCCUCGUGUUCAGAGGGAUCCUGUGGUAACCAUGCCGACUGUGUAGAGACCAUAGGAAACUUUACCUGCCAAUGUCACCCCGGCUUCCUAAGCCCUCGCUGUGAAGAGGCGGUCACGUGCGAUGCCCUCUCGGUUCCCCAGCACGGCCGUCUCCAGUGUCACGGAUCCUACGGACCUUCACGCUUCAAUUCGUCCUGCCGGUUCCACUGUGACCUCGGGUACAGCGUGGAGGGCCCGGAAUGGCUGCAGUGUCAGGCGUCCGGACGCUGGGACCACCCCGCCCCCCGGUGCCAAGUGGAACAGUGCGCGGCUCUGAAACGGACGUCUGACAGACUGCUCAGGACCUGCCUCCAUCCGAUUGACAAUGACAGCUUCAACUCCACUUGUGCGUUCAGUUGUGAGGAGGGUUUCGAGCUCAGUGGACAAAGCGUGACGAUAUGCGACCAUGCGGGUCGAUGGACCGCAGAGGUCCCGACGUGUUCAGUGAUUGCGUGCGCUCCCAUUUCCCCUCCUGCUAUGGGCAACAUGACCUGUGUUGACAGCCUGGCUCCGUUCUCCUUUGGCUCCUCGUGUAGCCUCACCUGUUUGGAAGGCUACACUCUGGCCGGCAGCCACACACUGGCCUGCUCAGCCUCUGGACAGUGGAGCCAACCCAGACCCACUUGUAUAGCUGUGCGGUGCAUUGGUCUGAAAGUCCCCCCUCAUGCUGUCUUGGGCUGCCAGGAUCCUAUCGGAGUCUUCAGCUAUGGUUCCACGUGCACCCUGCACUGUGAAGAGGGAUUUAAUCUGAUCGGCAGCAACACCACUCAAUGUUCGGCACAGGGCCGCUGGAGUGGCCAACUUCCUGUCUGUCAGGCCGUGCAGUGCUCAGUCUUGUCUGCCCCCCCUCACGGCUCCCUGUCCUGCUCCAACACCCAUGGAGAGUUUAGCUUCUCCUCUCGCUGCGCUCUCACCUGUGAUGAAGGCUUCCUGCCCAACGGGACGGCCCACACAGAGUGCUCCUCCCUGGGGUCCUGGAGCCAGGAGGUCCCUCGGUGCCUGGCCGUGCAGUGCUCAGUCUUGUCUGCCCCCCCUCACGGCUCCCUGUCCUGCUCCAACCCCCAUGGAGGGUUUAGCUUCUCCUCUCGCUGCGCUCUCACCUGUGAUGAAGGCUUCCUGCCCAACGGGACGGCCCACACAGAGUGCUCCUCCCUGGGGUCCUGGAGCCAGGAGGUCCCUCGGUGCCUGGCCGUGCAGUGCUCAGUCUUGUCUGCCCCCCCUCACGGCUCAAUGUCCUGCUCCAACCCCCAUGGAGAGUUUAGCUUCUCCUCUCGCUGCGCUCUCACCUGUGAUGAAGGCUUCCUGCCCAACGGGACGGCCAACACAGAGUGCUCCUCCCUGGGGUCCUGGAGCCAGGAGGUCCCUCGGUGCCUGGCCGUGCAGUGCUCAGUCUUGUCUGCCCCCCCUCACGGCUCCCUGUCCUGCUCCAACACCCAUGGAGAGUUUAGCUUCUCCUCUCGCUGCGCUCUCACCUGUGAUGAAGGCUUCCUGCCCAACGGGACGGCCAACACAGAGUGCUCCUCCCUGGGGUCCUGGAGCCAGGAGGUCCCUCGGUGCCUGGCCGUGCAGUGCUCAGUCUUGUCUGCCCCCCCUCACGGCUCCCUGUCCUGCUCCAACCCCCAUGGAGAGUUUAGCUUCUCCUCUCGCUGCGCUCUCACCUGUGAUGAAGGCUUCCUGCCCAACGGGACGGCCAACACAGAGUGCUCCUCCCUGGGGUCCUGGAGCCAGGAGGUCCCUCUGUGCCUGGCCGUGCAGUGCUCAGUCUUGUCUGCCCCCCCUCACGGCUCCCUGUCCUGCUCCAACCCCCAUGGAGAGUUUAGCUUCUCCUCUCGCUGCGCUCUCACCUGUGAUGAAGGCUUCCUGCCCAACGGGACGGCCAACACAGAGUGCUCCUCCCUGGGGUCCUGGAGCCAGGAGGUCCCUCGGUGCCUGGCCGUGCAGUGCUCAGUCUUGUCUGCCCCCCCUCACGGCUCCCUGUCCUGCUCCAACCCCCAUGGAGAGUUUAGCUUCUCCUCUCGCUGCGCUCUCACCUGUGAUGAAGGCUUCCUGCCCAACGGGACGGCCAACACAGAGUGCUCCUCCCUGGGGUCCUGGAGCCAGGAGGUCCCUCGGUGCCUGGCUCGCUCCUGCCCCCUGCUUGUGACCGCACCGCACUACGGCUGGAUGAACUGCAGCCAUCCUCACUCGUCCUUCAGCUACGGCUCCCACUGUGACCUCGGGUGCGGCGAGGGCUUCCGGCUCAGCGGAACACCCAGUAUAAACUGCAACGCAUCCGGCGACUGGAGCGGCGCGAGGCCAACGUGCAAGGUGGUCCAGUGUGAGGCUAGCUGGCUGGCUGGCCUCACCGCCUCGCCCCUCUCCCUCAACUGCUCCCACCCCCGGGGAAACUUCAGUUUCGGCUCCCGUUGUCGCUUCGCCUGUGCGGGGGCCUACUCCCUGAAUGGCACUGAGGAGCUGCUCUGCUCCUCCUCCGGGCGCUGGAGCGCCGCGUUACCAACGUGUGCUGAGGUGGGUACGCCCCUGUGGUCGGCCGUCCUGAUGUACUCUGGAGCGGGGGCUGCCUCCCUCGCGGUGCUGCUCUUCGCGGUCGGCGCCGGCCUGCUGGUCGCCAAGCGCUUCAAGAAGAAAGGUAUAAUGGAUGGAGACAAUUCAUUCUGGGAAGAGAGAGAAAAUCCGGAUUUUAAAUCUUGAAUCUUCCUCAGUUCGGAAAACGACACAAAAACUCAGGUCGAUGUGUGGUGUUAUUAUGAAGAACACUGUUCUCGUUUGUUCAAUAGUGUGUUGUGGCCAUUUUUUGCUACAAACGACAGGAUAGCCUGAUAUUUUUGCAGAUUAUUUCCGGUUCUGCAUUUCUUUUGGCAGAUUAUCCGGUGGUGUGGGGUAUUCUUAAAAUUGGAUUUUACUUCCCUAAACCUAUUAAACUUUUUAAACGAUUCAAUAUAGUAAAUAGUCAAAGGGCAGCCGAGUCGCAGUAUGAGGAUGGUCAUGUGGAAAACACGAUAGCCAAUUAAUAAGCAGGCCGACCAUUCUACCAAACAAAAGCCCUGAAGGAAAAAGUGAAUGUGAUGGAUUUGCCAAAUAGAGGGAUCCAACUCAUGCUGUUAUAUAAACAGUCCGUUUUCAUGCCAACUCCAUGACCUCUUUCAUAAUUUUUUAAGGAGGUCCCCAAUGUUUUUUCCGCUUAAGAAUUGUUAUGAUACCGAGAUUGCAAUUGCGAUUCGCGAAUAAUGACUUGGUUGUUAGUAUUGGAAUUAGUGUGGAGUACUCUGUUGGCAAAAUCGAUUUUUCCUCUCACAAACUACCGUUAAAUGUGUCUAGGUGUGUGGUCUCUCCGAUGUUUCUUACAUUUGAAAAAAGGCCAAUGUGCCUUUCAUUUAGUUAUAUUUUCUAUUCUGCUGAGCUUUUUCUUUGUUUAGAUUGUACACGUUCAAUAAAGUGUCUACCACACACAGCAGUCCCUUUGUCAUGAAGCUGUUCUUCACCUCCAGCCACUCCGUCCCAUCAUCAUACACUGCAUUAGCAAUGCAUAUAUUACUGGCUCUUUCUCACUGGCAUGUGUGAGGUGUGAUGUGGCAUGAUGUCAUCCUCAUGCUGCCAAGCGUCCCAUAUUUCUCUCCCCCUAACAGCCCCCGUGACUGUGAGGUCACUUGGCUGCCAAAACGACACAAAGUGUCAUCUUAGCUGGGCCCAGUGCCCCUGUCGUUAAAAUGAUGAAAAACUAUUACGACCUCAGUGUCAUUUUGUGUCUUUUGUCUUUGGUCUGGCACUAGGAGGAGGAAUACAUUACUCUCAAACGGCA
Gadus chalcogrammus (walleye pollock) is the source of this 4494-nucleotide messenger RNA. RefSeq names its product selectin P (gene selp). The coding region runs from base 195 to 3386 and encodes 1063 amino acids. The record is from RefSeq and is a predicted model, not a curated record. NCBI's taxonomy places the organism in Eukaryota, Metazoa, Chordata, Actinopteri, Gadiformes, Gadidae. Gene Ontology annotation, molecular function: calcium ion binding; sialic acid binding; oligosaccharide binding. Gene Ontology annotation, biological process: heterophilic cell-cell adhesion; leukocyte tethering or rolling; response to cytokine. Gene Ontology annotation, cellular component: membrane; external side of plasma membrane. The transcript is spliced from 18 exons.